This is a messenger RNA of Mercenaria mercenaria, 1396 nucleotides long. RefSeq lists its product as uncharacterized. The record is from RefSeq and is a predicted model, not a curated record. The transcript is spliced from 2 exons. Lineage: Eukaryota; Metazoa; Mollusca; Bivalvia; Venerida; Veneridae. Gene Ontology annotation, molecular function: protein binding. Bases 51 to 917 code for a protein of 288 amino acids.
AAAUGGAUACGUGUUACAGCACGGCAAUUUAAUACGCCAGUGAAAUCAUCAUGGCAGAAGGCGGAAAUGUAGAUAUUGUAAAUGUUGAAGACAAGGUUGACUUACAAGAAUUUACAGUGAAAUCUAAGAAUAGUGAUGUAACUUUUAUUGUUGAAGACCAGCAGGUGUAUGCCUCUAGGGUUGUUUUAAGCAUUGCUUCGCCAGUGUUUAGUGAACUGUUUGAAAAGAAUAAGAAAAAAGAGGUUGAAGUGCCUGGAAUUAAACUGGGGCAUUUUGUGGAAUUUUUGAAAUGUAUCUAUCCAGACAUCUUGCAAGACAUAAAUGAAACUACAGUAUACUGGGUAGUUCCAUUGGCACACAAAUAUCAAGUAAAGGUUUUACGAGGAAAAUGCAUCCAGUUGCUGUUAAAUAUUAUCAAGAAGAAUUAUGCCAAGAACGCAGAGGAACUUUACCGACACAUCAAGCUCUCGGAGCUGCUCGAUUUGCAGGAAGUGGUAACUUUGUGUGUUGCGAUGGCGUCUGAAUGUUCUCUAGACGAAUUGGUAGAAGCCAACACGGAAUAUCCUAUCCUUCAUGAAACUGAUGAUAAAAUUAUUAAAAUGGCUUUACGGAGGCAUGAGAUUGCACGUCAGGAUGAGGAAAUUUACAGAAGUAGAUCUACUUGUAACGCAUACUUAGAAAAAGAUAUCCAUUGUUUGCUUGAAAAUAAGUCAUACUACCAACAAUAUGCAGAAGAGGACAGAGCAAAGAACUGCAUGCAAGCGCUAAGACUCUGCUAUCGCUAUGUUUCUGGAAAUAGGAAAGACAAAGCCCUGAAGGAAGUCCGAGCACUUGGACACCUGGAAGGUCCCGAUAUGGAAAUCUACCGAUUACUUCCUGAAGUAAUAAAGAGAGAUCUCGAAAAAAAAUUAACUUAACACAAUGAUCUAUCAAUGUGUAUAAUUAUUCGGACGAAGCCGACUUAGUAGUCUCUCCAGAAACCAUAUGAACAGUUAUUAUGGACAAAUUUAUCAAAUAUACAUUUUAGUCUUGGAGAACAAAGAUUAAAGAGGGAUACGUUGGGAAAUAGACAGUUUUACAAAUAAUUACAAAUACUACAGUAAAUGUAGAACAGCAAUUUAUUUUGUCCACCAUGCAAAAUACUUGCAACUUAGAAUAAAAUGAUUAUUUUCAAUUGUUUAACGUAAUCAAUAUAUGGUUUGAUAAACGAAACGUCAAGAAAUUUAGUGAAUUUCACAUUCAAACAAGGAAUAGAGAAAAGCAAAGCAUUUUACAAAAAUAGAAAUGUUAUCUUUUUAUUUUCAAACGUUUUAAAUUGUUUAGUUAUUGACGUGUACAAUACAUCAUGUACUAUAACUAUAUAUGUUUGUAUUUCUACAUGUAUUGUAAUAACUCA